UCUAUAUAUAGCCUCUAUAAAUACAAGGCCAACUUCACUUCUACAUAAUUUGCCCCAACUUUGCAUCACAAUAUCUCAACUAACUUCAACAUCAUGGAAGAACCCAUUGAGCAUAGAACAAUUAGAGUGAAUGGAAUCAACAUGCAUAUUGCUGAAAAAGGUGAAGGCCCAACAAUCCUUUUUUUGCAUGGUUUUCCUGAGUUGUGGUACACAUGGCGUCACCAAAUCCACGCCUUAGCAGCCCAGGGCUACCACUGCGUAGCCCCAGACCUACGUGGAUAUGGUGACACUGACGCACCACCCUCUGAAACGAGUUAUACUUGCUUCCAUGUUGUUGGUGACUUGGUUGCACUUAUUGACUCGUUGGGUGGUGAGCCAGUGUACCUUGUGGCUCAUGAUUGGGGAGCCAUGAUUGGAUGGUACUUGUGUAUGUUUAGGCCGGAAAAAGUGAAGGCAUACGCAUGCAUGUCGGUUCCUUACCGGCCUAGAAUUCCAAAAAUGAAACCUGUUGAAACUAUGAGAACUUUUUUUGGUGAAGAUUAUUACAUGUGCAGAUUUCAGGAAGUUGGAGUUAUGGAAGCUGAAUUUAAAAGUUGUGAAACAGCUGAAGUGCUUAAGAAAAUUCUAACUGAUAGGACUCCAGGACCCCCUUGUUUGCCUAAAUCCGACCCGUUUGGGCUAAAAGCUCUGAAUGGACCAAUACCGUUACCAAGUUGGUUAUCCGAAGAGGAUAUCAAGUAUAACGUUGACAAGUUUGACCAAACGGGAUUCACUGGCGGGCUGAACUAUUAUCGUGCUUUGGAUUUGAAUUGGGAGCUCACGGCAGCAUGGACCGGAGCCCAGGUGAACUUACCCGUGAUCUACGUAGUAGGGAACGAGGACAUGGUAUACACAACACCGGGCUUAAAAGAGUAUGUGCACGGUGGCGGUUUUAAGAAAGAUGUGCCAUUGCUUGAUAAAAUUGUGGUUUUGGAAGGUGUUGGUCACUUUCUUAACCAGGAGAAGCCUGAAGAAGCAACUGCUAUCAUUCAUGAUUUCAUCAAGAAGUAUUAAUCACCAACCAACAACUUAUGAAGUUCCAUAACUAUGGUUGGGAAUGAAGUCAAUGGUUCUGUAACUUUGUUAAAUCUGUAAACUUAAUUAAUUAGCUAGAAGUAUUAGUAAUUUCAUAGAACAUUAAUGUUCCUAUGAUCAACUAUCUUGAGGAUGAUAUUUAUGUCAUAUAUUUCAUUUUCCA
Messenger RNA from Erigeron canadensis, 1237 nucleotides. Its product is annotated as epoxide hydrolase A-like. The transcript is spliced from 3 exons. NCBI's taxonomy places the organism in Eukaryota, Viridiplantae, Streptophyta, Magnoliopsida, Asterales, Asteraceae. The record is from RefSeq and is a predicted model, not a curated record. Gene Ontology annotation, molecular function: hydrolase activity. The coding region runs from base 94 to 1053 and encodes 319 amino acids.